CAGGGGAUCGGCGACGUGGAGGUUAUACUGGAGCAGGGCAGAGACACACGGGUGAUGCGGACCCCGUCUACCUACACACGAUGGGAAUGUGUGACGGGGGGAUGACGUGCCCGAAAGGCAUGGCCUUGAAGGAGCCCAGCGGCAUAAUCCGCGACCACUUCUGCAAGGAAGACGAAUGUGAUCCUGCUGUGGACCUGCCGUUCUGUUGUGCUGACAGGGCGAGCUGCGAGAACUUCGACCCGGACGACUGCGACAUGGGGUACACUGUUUCGGAGCUCUCCGUCAAAGAGUCCUGCAAGAUGACCGUCUGUAAACCCACGGACGCGCAUGCGUGCUGCGAGAAGAAGCAGACGUGUCACUCGUUCGACUGGGAGCUCUGCCCGACGGACUCUUACUUGCGGCACGACGCGAAGCAAGUGCCCUGCUCGAAGGUGGAGUGCUCCGCAGACGACAUUCCCAUCUGCUGCGUGGGCGUGUCGCAGGAGACGUGCGCCUGGAUGCCGCCCGAGUACUGUCCCAAGGGCAGCGUUGUGGACAGGGACGAAGCGUGGAAGCACUAUUGUGCAGGCG
Messenger RNA from Prorocentrum cordatum, 570 nucleotides. The record is from the annotation of a GenBank genome assembly. Lineage: Eukaryota; Dinophyceae; Prorocentrales; Prorocentraceae.